UACCAUUUCGCCAAUAAUUAGGGGAAUAUUAUUGCGUCAUAUAAUCUGGAUUUAUUUUGGUGCUUCCCCAAAGUCGAGAGAUAAAGUCACGUGACGAGAUUUUUCCAAAAUUUUGACAGUUCUGCUUCCAAAUAAUUUUGAAGAAUGCAGAAAUUCUGGUGCAAAGCAAGAUUGACAAAUGUUCACAAGAUAUAUAGAAGCUACCACCCACACACUAUGCGUCAUAGCUUAGUACACAGCAGUGUAGAAUCUCAUGCUAACUCCUACGAUGUAAUAAUAGUAGGUGGGGGACAUGCGGGGUGUGAAGCAGCAUCUGCAUCUGCCAGAGUUGGGGCAAGGACCCUCCUGCUAACCCAUAAACUCUCAACAAUAGGUGAAAUGUCAUGUAACCCAUCUUUUGGUGGGAUAGGGAAGGGUCAUCUUAUUCGAGAGAUUGAUGCUCUUGAUGGCAUAUGUGGAAGAAUAUGUGAUAUCUCUGGUAUUCAAUAUAGAAUGCUUAACCGAAAAAAAGGACCUGCUGUUUGGGGACCAAGGGCUCAAAUAGAUAGAAAUUUAUACAGGGAAAACAUGCAGACAGAGAUCCACAAUACAAUAAACUUGGAUGUAAUGGAAGGUUCUGUUGAAGAUUUGGUUACCACUGAUGUAGUUGAAGCAACUCCUGAAACAAAAUGCAGAUGUAAUGGUGUUAUCCUAUCCGAUGGCACCAUGCUUCAUGCUAAAGGAGUCGUACUAACUGCUGGCACUUUCCUUCGUGGACAGAUUAACAUUGGGAUGAUUGUAAAAGGUGCCGGUCGAAUUGGAGAUGCUCCUGCUGUAGGCUUGGCUCGGACCAUUGAAAAUCUGGGGUUCGAAAUGGGAAGACUAAAAACUGGUACCCCACCAAGGAUAGCGAAAGACAGUGUUAAUUUCUCCGGUAUGGUGGCUUAUGGUGGGGACAUGCCACCUCAUCCAUUUUCAUUUGAAAAUGAGAAGGUUUGGAUUGAUCCUGACCAACAGUUGACGUGUUAUACUACGCACACCAAACCUGAACUGGAGAAAUGUAUUUUAGAUACGCUUCAUAUGAACAAACAUGUUAUAGAAGAAGUGAAUGGACCACGUUAUUGUCCAUCAAUUGAAUCUAAAGUUUUAAAGUUCAAAGAAAAAUCUCACAUGUGCUGGUUAGAACCAGAAGGCCUCACUUCAAACGUUAUAUAUCUACAGGGUUUUAGUUGCACAAUGCCUGAGGAAAACCAAACUGAAGCUGUAAGAAUGAUCCAGGGUCUUGAAAAUGCAGAAAUAACUCGUCCAGGAUAUGGAGUGGAAUACGACUACAUGGAUCCUCGUCAGGUUUCAACUACUUUGGAAACUUAUAAAGUGAAAGGGCUGUAUUUUGCUGGCCAGAUUAAUGGAACUACUGGUUAUGAAGAGGCAGCAGCCCAGGGAUUAAUUGCCGGUGUUAAUGCUGCCAGAAAAGCAAAGAAACUCUCCCCAUUUAUUGUGACAAGAAGUGAGGGCUAUAUUGGUGUACUGCUUGACGAUUUGACAACAAUGGGCACCAACGAGCCAUACAGGAUGUUUACCAGCAGAACCGAAUUCAGAAUGACAUUGAGACCAGACACAGCGGAUGAGCGCUUGACGGAAAAGGGUUUCAUUGAAGGUGGAUGUGUCAGUGAAAAACGAAUGAAUAACACCAAAAAACGAGUUAAUCUUUUGACUGAAGCUGUGGAUGUUUUAAAAUCGGUGAAAAAACCAAAGAACAAAUGGCUUGAGCUAACUGGGGGGAAGCCAGUCAAUUUAUCGCAUAGCACAAACGCUUUUCAUUUUUUAGCGGACGUACGGGGGCCUAGAGAAGUGGAUGUUGUUCUAUCUAUGUUUCCCGAAACACGGGCGAUUAUGGAGAAUACGUGGCUAAGGAACAGACUUCUCUCAUCCGCUGUCUACUCUGCUCUUUUGCCAGUGGAGCAAAAGAACAUUGAAAUGGUUAAAAGGGAGGAAAGACUAAUAAUACCUGACCAUAUAGACUAUGUUAAUAUGCCAGGCCUUAAAUUGGAAAUUCGGGAAAAACUUGCAAAAGCUAGACCUGGAAAUAUUGCAGCUGCUUCGAGAAUUCAAGGAGUUACACCUGCUUCAUUGGUGCAACUGUUAAAGCAUGUUAAAAGUAGUAUAAAAAAUAAAUGCACCGUGUCAGCUAGCUGAUCCAAUGACAAAUUUUACUUUCAAUAAUACACAUUUUCUUUGUAGAUGUUAAAUUAAAAUUUGCUAUUAAAUCAACAUCAGUUUUUCUUCUUAUUUAAUAAACCUAUUGUUUUCUUCUUUGCAAA
Ciona intestinalis (vase tunicate) is the source of this 2300-nucleotide messenger RNA. The record is from RefSeq and is a predicted model, not a curated record. NCBI's taxonomy places the organism in Eukaryota, Metazoa, Chordata, Ascidiacea, Phlebobranchia, Cionidae.